Molecule: messenger RNA, 492 nt
Organism: Prosopis cineraria
Lineage: Eukaryota; Viridiplantae; Streptophyta; Magnoliopsida; Fabales; Fabaceae
Product: 2-oxoglutarate-dependent dioxygenase 19-like
Exons: 2
Coding region: 1-492 (163 amino acids)
Source: RefSeq, a predicted model, not a curated record
AUGGGUUUCGAACCGAAUGCCGUAGCCGAGGCCACUGGUUUUGACAGUGGUCUUCAGGUGUCCAUUGCAAGCCUAUACCCACCUUGCCCUCAACCCGAACUGGCUCUGGGCAUGCACCCUCACUCAGAUCAUGGCUUCUUGGUCCUCCACGUUCAGAUUGAAAUCAGUGGCCUUCAGAUCAGCCACAACGGCAAGUGGGUCAAUGUUAGCCCCUUCCCAACUCCAUCCUCGUCAACAUUGCAGAUCAACUUGAGGCCAACCCCAUCUUCACCCCGAGCCAUUUGUGGUAAGCAAAGUGUCUUGCACAGAGCUGUUGUGAACAAGAAGGAGACGAGGAAAUCUGUGGUGACUGCGAAUGGACCAGAUUUGGAGAAGGUGGUAGAACCAAUGCCAGAGUUGAUGAAGACGGAAGAAGCAGUGUUCAGAGGGAUGAAGUUCAACGAGUACUACGAGCUUCAGCAGAAGAUCCCAUCAAGCCAAGAGAAUGAGUGA